Effrenium voratum is the source of this 741-nucleotide messenger RNA. Lineage: Eukaryota; Dinophyceae; Suessiales; Symbiodiniaceae. The record is from the annotation of a GenBank genome assembly.
AUGGCGAACAAGAACCUGGCUUCCUUUGUCCCUGACUGGGUCAAGGGCGACCGUGACAAGCUCAAGGGGAAGGGCAUGCUGAAUCCUGAUCUGAAGCUUCCGCCAGCGGACGAGGCGCCGCUCCUGAGACUGGACGCUUGGCUUGCAGCAGUAAAGAACAAGGCGUGGUUUGGCAUGAUGAAUGCUUUCAGGGCGGUUCUGUCCGACUGGACGGUGCUUCGUGAAGCGUCGUGGGCAAUUUUGCAUGAGAGCGGCGGAGCUGUAGACAAUGAUGAGGAACUUCCGGAGCGCGCAGACGAAGCCGCAGAUGGUCCUGAGGAUGGCAACCAGGAGAAGCGGUACACUAAGGAACCGCUGGCUAGAGAGUUCAUGGUGAGAUUGCUGAGGGCAAACUUUGAGCUGGACAAUCAGGAGGAGUACCAAGCACGCCGGCUUGCCCUCAGGAAUAGUGGGCCAUUGAGCCACUACCGAGCGUCGGCUGCAGCUCUUUAUCUCAUGGCUGACUGUCACAAUGAGUUCAAGCACUGCAGUAUGGCGUGGGCAGGAGUCCUCCUGUCUCGCGGCAGCGUUUUCUUCCACCGCAAGGAGCGUGAGCAUUUCCUGUCGCUUGGGUUCAAGCAGUGGUGCUGUAUCGGGGCACGGUUGACUUGCGUCAAGGUCGGCAACAAGGACAGGGGGGAACAUAGUUUACAUUGUUUAGAACAAGGGGAAGCCGUUCUAGGGUUCCAGGCAAACCCUUGA